UUCAGCCGCAACGCCGUCAUCGCCGUGCGCAACAAUCGCCUCUGCUUCAUGACCCGUGUGGGCGACCUCCGCAAGUCCAUGAUCAUUGGCGCUGCCGUCCGCCUCCAGGUGGUACGCAAGACRACCACCCCCGAAGGCGAGGUCAUCCCUAUCCACCAGAUCGACGUGCAGACUGAGAGCGCCGCMGCGAGUAACUCCAUCUUCCUCUUGGCGCCACUCAUUAUCUGCCAUACCAUCAAUAAGGAUAGUCCGCUGUACGACCUGUCGGCCAUGGAGCUGCAGUGCAGCGACCUGGAGGUGAUUGUGAUCUUGGAGGGCGUGGUGGAGACCACGGGCAUCACCACCCAGGCCCGGACCUCCUACGUCACCGAGGAGAUCCAGUGGGGUCACCGCUUCGUGCCCAUCGUGACCGAGGAGGACGGGGUGUACUCGGUGGACUACUCCAAGUUCGGGAACACGGUCAAGGUGGCAACGCCGAGGUGUUCGGCCCGCGAGCUGGACGAGAAGCCCUCCAUACUCAUCCAGACGCUGCAGAAGAGCGAGCUGAGCCACCAGAACUCACUGAGGAAGAGGAACUCAAUGAGYCGGAACAACUCCAUGAGGAACGGCGGCGGGAGCUCCGGCACCAUGCGGAGGAACAACUCGGCCCUCACCGUGCCCAAAGUGCAGUUCCUCACCCCUGAGGCGGUGGGCCAGAACAUGGCCGUCACAUGACACGAGGCCUGGCUCCCAUUGGCUGUCCUGCUCUUCKUGGGUGGGACCUCCCAUGUUUAUCCUUUGGCUCAGUUAGAGCUGACUCUUGUCCUGUUCCCCACACUKUGCCACAUAUACAGUAGUCAAUGCUAUACCUGACACACACAAUGCCCUGUUAUAAUUAUUGUUGUGAGGAUGGAUUUAACCUGUUUUAGUUACUGAUUAGUGUCUCAUUUUCAGUCUGGUUCUUUCCAAGUGCCUUUGCCUUUGUCUGGUUCUAAGCUGUAAUAGGCAUCCACAAGUUGUACUUUAUGAUGUAAAUGCCUUUACACAUGUAAUAACUCUUUAUAUUGCUUUGUACUGAAUUCUGUACMCAUCACUAAAUCCAUGUGAUUAUUUAAUUUGCUCUUUAAUGUUACCGUGACCAAAGAACAUAUUAUUACAGAUGAUAAUGACCAACUCUUGCCUAAUAGUAGAAGUAUGUUUUGAUAUCAGCUGCAACAUGUAUUGCACACCAACCGUGUUCCUCAUUCUUAUCAAAACUUUUAAUAAAGCAUUUGCGUCGGUACUGUA
Messenger RNA from Salvelinus sp. IW2-2015, 1266 nucleotides. It is a transcript of the gene kcnj8, whose product is annotated as potassium inwardly rectifying channel subfamily J member 8. Gene Ontology annotation, molecular function: ATP-activated inward rectifier potassium channel activity. Lineage: Eukaryota; Metazoa; Chordata; Actinopteri; Salmoniformes; Salmonidae. The record is from RefSeq and is a predicted model, not a curated record. Gene Ontology annotation, cellular component: plasma membrane. Gene Ontology annotation, biological process: potassium ion import across plasma membrane; regulation of monoatomic ion transmembrane transport.